CUGACUGCCCACCUCCAACAAGUGCUCAAGGCGUAUCAACAAUGAUAUCACCAACUCAAAUGCGCCCGUUAACUGAGUACAUGGGUCGACGCGGCUGUGUAUCCGGCAUGUGACGUGGCAGCCUGGUCAACGGAAAUCGAGUUCGUUGCCCUCGUGUCUACGAGAACGAUUUCGAGCAAAUUCCAGGAACCGUCAAGACCCGGCGUGAGCAGGUUCCGAUCCUCACAUCACUUUCUGCGUCUCAAAGGCAUAAAAGCGGUGCAAUCAGCAGACUCUCUGCUCGCUCCUGAUCCAAGAUGGAUAACCACUUUCAUUUCUUGCUGAAUCCCACCUCAGAGUCUUCUGGACCAUCAAGGCAACCUCCUGGUGGCAUGUCACGGCAGCUCACGGGGGAAAGUCAUACAACCACGAGGACCCCAGUCAACGAGCCUGAGGUCAUCGUGUUGUCCGACUCAGACGACGAGCCGACCAGUAAUCAGAAAGCCACUACAAGCACGCGACCUGUGCAGCCAGCAUUCACCGGCAAUGAUGGUUCGGAAAAGCCGUUUGAUGUAGCGCGCGAGAGGAUCCCACCAUCGCCGCCACCACCGUCACCAUCACUACCACAAAGACAAUCACCCCCAAUACCAACAGCACUCCGGCCACUGCAGCACCAUCUUACAAGACCGUCGGCGAUAAGAUCUCUGUUGAACCCGUUAACAAAGCCGCAAGAAGCGCCACGGCAGAAUCCACACCCAGCAAUCUCACGGCCGCAUCACGGAUCAGUAAUGUCAGCAACACAUUCAACAUUGGCAAGAUCAACACCAGAUUCAUCGGCGACUUCGCUGUCAAGACUUUCGGGAAGAUUACCAUUGCAUGUGACGCCGAAUCGACCAACCGGUAUCCCGCCGGUAAAUCCAUUGCCAACAAAUCCACCACAACCACAUACAAUGCCUGUUCACACAGAGCGAGCACGUACCCGUCCAGCGGAUUCGCCACCGGCCCGUCCAUCCGCACCUCCGACUUCCAAGUCCUUUCCCAGAACACAAGCAACUGCUGCCUCACUGAUGCGAGAAAGAGACGAAUCUAUGGCAACCGGGGCCUCUGAAGGGCUCUCAGGUUCCCAGGGUAGACGAUCGACUUCCCGAAACACGUCGUCGGAUUCACAGAGGAGGUCUACACUAUCCGAGAGCUCAGCUCCUACCGCGUUACUUCUUCGAGAAGGAGACGAAUCUAUCGCAACAGGGGCUCCUGAAGGACUGUUAGGUUCUCAGACCAGACGAUUGACUUCUCGAAGCACGUCGUCCGAUUCGCGGAGGAAGAGUACACCAUCCGAAAGCUCAGCUCCUACCAUUGAACAGCAUCCCGAUUCUAGGAACACUGAGCUGUCCACGGCUCGCCAUGAAUCUAGAUCUCACACUCUACAUGGCAGAAAAUCGAGAUCGGCAUCCAGACCUGCGGUUUCCUCCGCCACUGUGGACAGCAGACAUGAGUCGCCUCCCGUCGUGCAAGAUAGACCAAACGACGAUGCUCCUAGUGACAAUGCAGCACCACUCUCCAAAAUUACACCAGAGGUUGCAGACAGCCUUAUUUGCUCCAGUUGUGCUCAAGGGGACCUUGAGUGCGACGGUAGAGUGCCGGCUUGUGGUUCUUGCAGAGAACAGGGAUUGGCGUGCUCAUAUCAAAGAGCACCUAACCCUACAAAGGAACCCCCAUCCUUGCUGGUGAAGUUGAAAGUGAGAAUCCCGGCUGAAAGAGCAGCUUCAGAAUCCACUGAGGGGUCGAGUCCGGAAGAGGAGCGAUCUCAGAGUGAAAGUGUCUAUAGGGAAUCAGAUGAGGACUCGGACUCGGACUCGGACACAGGUAGCACAGAUUGGGUCCAAAGAACGCCACUCACGCUUGUUUUCCGGGCCCCAGAACCACAACAUCCAGACAGCGAACAAGAAGAACCCACCGACCAGCAGUCUCCAGAGGACAGCGUAAUGGAAGACGAAAAAGAUCAAGAUGUCGAGGAAUCGACCAGCGUGGAGGAAGAAGACCGGGAUGUCGAGGAACCGUCCAGUGUGGACGAAGGCUGGGAUGUUGACAACGCCAGUGACUCGUCCGGAUCUUCGAUAUUCUCCGCAGGAGAAACUACCCUCCGUCCCAAUGUUCCGGUUUUCUUCAUGAUGUUGAACAACUUACGUGAACUCUUGCGCGACUGGCAGCAAAGAACCGUUCUGGCCGAUGUCAAGCAGGCCAAGGUCACUGCAGCACAACGUCCCCGUCCAGACCUUGACCCAAAUCUUCCGGACCCUUUUGGGGAGCUCACCGAGCAAAGACGGAGCGUUGGAAAUAGUUGGGAUUCGUCUGCAAAGAAAGACGAAGAGAUAAUUCGGGCACCCCGAAGGCGCCUUUCGGGUGGGACGAAAAUGCUACCAAAAUUCAGGUCCAUAGGCAGACUCAACACGAGUUUCCUUGCACCCAACUACCGGACCGCCAGGUACAGAGCGUACGAUGCCGAAGACGAGAUCGUAGAUCAAGAUGCAUCCAAAAAGUAUGAUGAGUUCGAACAGCGACACAAGAUCGACUUCUUGGGUCUCGCGAAACAGCGCGCAUGCCAAGAGUUGGUAUGGCUCUGGGAGCCCUGGAUCGAAUAUCUAUUCAGUCGCCUUGAGAUGUUCAAGAGCGACAUUCUUUACUUUUAUGUGCAAAAACAGUUUGAACCCGACCGGCAAAUCGAAUUCGACUGGUCAGAGAAUUCACGCGCGGCAUGGAGAAAAGAACAAAAUCGUGCCUGCAAAAUGUGCAGGCUGGCUGAUCGAGAGAGUCGGCGGAGCCAUCUGGCCGAAGACUUCCAACAUCUGCCACGGCCUGAUGAUCGGAGGCUUGUGUUCGCAGGGCUAACGGCCUACGCCUUUCAUGAGCUGGUUGGGUCAAGUCUAUGGCAUGUUGCCCUCGGCGGGAUAAUACAACCGCGAUACGCGGACUCCCAGGCAGCUACGGCGCAAGAUCCCAACCUCUGCUUGAUCUGUUUUCGCCACCAGUGUCCGGACCACGGAGCAUACGAGGAGCCCUCGGAUGACGAGCCUAACAUUAGAAAAUCCCGAGCACUUAUCAACGACGAGGAAUCUGAUCGCAACAUACGCAAGUUCGUGUCGCUGCCUAGGGCCGAGCCUGAUGUUGAAAACGACACUCACCUCUGCGGAAUAUUCUGCGUAGAGCCCUCGACAAGCUUGCGAAAGCUAUUGGGGCGACAGCCCGGCGGGAUGGUCUUUGGCCACAAACGGGCGCCACGAAACUACAAUGAUCCCAAACUGGCAGAUGAUCAGUUGUGCUGCCCGUCGUGCUUCUGGGACGUGAACAACCGCCGUGAUAUUACGGUGUCAGAGGUGAAAUUCCAGCCAUUCAUGUCGCAGAAGCAGAAAGUCUUGGUCGAAAGCCUCAUGGGCUUCUACCUCCACAAUAAACGAGGUCCUUGCCUUAUCUCGCGAGUGAUCAAGGUCAGCUGCAUGAUGGUCUUCAACCACAUCAUCUUUUCGAUCUUCAGAGUCAAGCAUUCUACCGACCCGCCCCUAGCCGCAGCUGAAAUGAGUCUCCCUCAGCCAGAUCCCAACUCUACACUAGGUAAGAAGAAGAAGAAGAACAAGAAGAAUCAGGCGCCUAUCAUUGAUAUCUCCGAAAGCACUAAUCUGAUUGAACGUGAAUUAUUCAUCCCUUGUUCCCACAAAGGGCCCUGCUACGACAACCCGGCGUGCUCAUGUGCGAAAGCCAAGAUACACUGUGAAUGGUUCUGCGGAUGUAGCGACUCCUGUAAACGACGUUUCCGGGGGUGCAACUGCAAAAUCGGCAGUAGAAAGAUGUGCUUUCAGGAUACACGGUGCGAAUGCUGGAAGCUCGGUCGAGAGUGCGACCCUCAUAUCUGCCUCAGCUGUGGCGUGCUCGAUGUCCUGGAUUCUUACAACAAGUACAAGGAUGACAUUCGACAGGGUCGCUGUAGAAACAACCGGAUCCAGUUGGGUGUGCCUGCUAAUACAACCAAGGCGCCUAGCCAGGUACAGGGCUACGGGCUUUAUAAUCUAGUCAAGCUUUCAAAGGGUGAAUACAUCGGCGAGUAUGUCGGCGAGCUCGUCAGCGGAAGAGAGGCCAACAGGAGAGGCGCGCUCUACCAUAUCCAGAACCAGGAAUAUCUCUUCGACCUCAUCGCGUCUCAGGAGAUUGACGCGUCCAGGAACGGCAACAAGAUGAUGUUUAUGAACAACUCGCAAAAAGAAGAGUUCAGGAAUGUGGAGCCCGUGCCUCUUUUAUGCAGUGGACAGGUGCGGAUCGGGCUGUUUGCGAGGCGAGAUGUCAAGGCCGGAGAAGAGCUGCUGUGGAAGUAUGGAUACGGGGAGGAACACACCAAGUAUUUCUGGGAGCCAGGAGAAAAACCGUCCCAUGAAAGAGCACGGAUUCCUCUUUCCUACGACCGUCUAGCACGAACCGCAGGAAUAAACAGGCUAGCUGGAGAAAGUGGCCGCACCACCCAGGAGGAGGGCAGCGAGAACCCCGUGGUACGUCCGUUGCAGAAGCGCAAGAGACAGGUUUCCCAGAGUUCGAGUACCGAUGACGAAUCAGCGUCCAGCUCAGAAAAGGAAACGGUGCGAGAUUUCGAAAUUGACGAUCCGAAGGAUGCAGAUUAUGAGGCUAAUGGAGACGUAUCUGAUGAGGGGAACCUGGAUGAUGACUCUGAAGACUCUGACCUUUACGGCCCGGGUGAUAUACCGUACGUUAAAAGGGCCACGGUGCAACAGCGCAAACGACAAUGAGACGACGGCCCAAGACACAACCGGAAUAAAAAUCGGCUGGAUGGGAGGAGAAGGGCCUCAGGAGCCGCCAGCACAAGAGUCGGCGGUAACAACAAGCAUGGGAAACUCCACAGCCAGUGAUGGUAAAAUACGUGAAAUCUAUUCCUUG
Cladophialophora immunda is the source of this 4914-nucleotide messenger RNA. RefSeq lists its product as uncharacterized. Bases 297 to 4766 code for a protein of 1489 amino acids. The record is from RefSeq and is a predicted model, not a curated record. The transcript has a single exon. Gene Ontology annotation, biological process: chromatin remodeling; regulation of DNA-templated transcription. Gene Ontology annotation, molecular function: DNA-binding transcription factor activity, RNA polymerase II-specific; histone methyltransferase activity; zinc ion binding. Lineage: Eukaryota; Fungi; Ascomycota; Eurotiomycetes; Chaetothyriales; Herpotrichiellaceae.